GCACCGGAGUUGUGUUUUAAAUUUCGCGCCGCGCAACUGUGUUUUGUUUGGUUCCUCGGCAAAAUUUAAUUUUAAACUCGAAUUUGCACAAUUUGCUUGCUAAAUUAGUAAAAAGUGUCGCCUCAAAAUGGACCGCAAGGAAAUCGCCCUGAAGAUCGAGCGGCUGGUCCGCAAACAAAAGUACAAACAGCUGCUGGAGCAGGGCGCCGAGCUGAGCCUCCGGGCGGAAACGGCCGAUCCGGUGGAAACGUUCGAGGCCGUCACGAAGAUCAUGGAACAGUCGAACGCACUGCAGAACCAGGGUCGCUGCAAGGACCGGGCGGAGAAUGCGACCGAGGUGCUGAUGGACGCCCAGGUCCUGAAGAUGAGCCAUGACGUCGUUCACGCCGCUAUGCAACGGAUGGGAAAUUCGGAGUUUGCGGACGAUGAGCUGGUCGGGGUCAUUCUUACCACGUUCGAUAGCGACGAGGGCGUCCAGGACUGGGACAAGAUAACGCGGGAGGCCGCCUCCGUCUUUCGCAUGACCAAGCACAGCCAGUCGCUGUACGGGGCGUUCGACGCGGAGGCCACACCGGUGCAGAAGGUGGCCCGCCAGCGUGCCCAGCGCCAACGGGUGGACUACGGCCAGGCCAAGAAGCCCGAGACGGUGGACAAGCUGCAGAAGAAGGAAAAGACGGCGCAAAAGUUGAACGUGAUUUUCGCGCAAAUCAACGAACUGUUCGAGAAGCGACGGGGCGCGCCGAUUCCGUACUUUGAGCUGAUUUGCGACCCGGAGGACUUUAUGAACACGGUGGACAACGCGUUCCAGAUUUCGUUCUUGAUCCGGGACGGACGGGUUGCGCUGGUGGUGGACGAGAACCACGAUCCGUUGAUUCGACCGACGACCCAGAGGGAGGCGGACCAGGGCAAGCAGAAAAGCGACACGACGCAGGCCAUUCUGGGACUGAAUCCGAGAAAGUGGCGCGAAAUCGUAGAACGGUACCAGGUGGACGAACCAAUGCUGGUUUUGGACCGCGCCGAACACAGUACUCUCAGCCAGUCGCAGCGCAAUUAGCCAUUUCAU
Molecule: messenger RNA, 1063 nt
Organism: Culex pipiens pallens (northern house mosquito)
Lineage: Eukaryota; Metazoa; Arthropoda; Insecta; Diptera; Culicidae
Gene: Nse4
Product: EP300-interacting inhibitor of differentiation 3
Exons: 1
Coding region: 128-1054 (308 amino acids)
Biological process (GO): DNA repair
Cellular component (GO): Smc5-Smc6 complex; nucleus
Source: RefSeq, a predicted model, not a curated record